This is a messenger RNA of Necator americanus (New World hookworm), 687 nucleotides long. RefSeq lists its product as uncharacterized. Bases 1 to 687 code for a protein of 228 amino acids. The transcript has 6 exons. Lineage: Eukaryota; Metazoa; Nematoda; Chromadorea; Rhabditida; Ancylostomatidae. The record is from RefSeq and is a predicted model, not a curated record.
AUGAGGUUGCUGAUCUUUUUUGUUGUGUUGUUAGCACGACAUGUCGAUGCAUCGCCCACGAUGUGUCAUUGCCCGAACGGACAACUUGGGAUGACCUGUCCACAACCGAUCCAAUUGAACUGCCCAGCAAUGACAUGCCCACCGCCACCACCAUGCAAUCCAUUCCCUACUCUACCAACACUUCCUCCACAUGGUGGAGUUCAGGGUAUCCAACAAUUCACUCUGCCCACAUUGGCACCAUUCCCAGGUGGCGCGUUCGGUCAAACAACACCACUUCCACUACCGGUAGCACCACCAACUAACGGACAAGAAUCGUUGCUGCCAAUCCAGAACAAUCAGCAAUUCAACAAUCAGCAACAGCAACAGCAACAAUAUCAACAACCACCACCUCUUCCACCUCAACCGCCACCACCCCCACCACCCCCACCACCUCCACCACCACUGGCUCCUCCACCACCACCACCACAAGCUCCUCCUCCACCGCCACCAAUUCCACCACAAGUGAAUGUUCAACCAUCCAACCAUUACGCGGAACCAAUUCCAGUGGAUGCAACGACCAGAGCUACCACACUUCCGAGUGAGAGCUAUGUGGAGGCCGAUCAACCAGAAAGUCUUCAAAUCGACGAAUCUAACGAUAAGUUCCAAUUCUACGAAAAUCAACCAAAUAGUGAGAAUUUUCUAUAUUAA